CAAAGCAAACGCAAUUAGGAAGAAGAAGAAUAAGAAGAAGCUUGCUCCAUAACAACGUAGUUCCAACGUUAUCAUUGUUAUUGCAACAUGUCUUGUUCCGUGGCAGUUCCCAGUUCCCCGGUCUUCUCUCUCUUCCACAACAACAACAACAGUAACAACAACAACAACAAAAACAACUCUUCCGCAACCGCAGAACAUCUCAUGCUUUCUCUUCCCAUUACGACGCCGUCUUGUUCCUCAACCUCUCCACCUUCCUCUCCCUUGCUCAAGAAGAAGAGACCCGCCAAACUCGACAUUCCGGUCGCUUCUCUCGCCUUUGGCCUCCCCGUCACGGCGCCGUCGCCCGCCAGGGACGCCGUCGUCCAAGCUGACGGAAGUGCUUUCUCUGUGUAUUGCAAGAGAGGAAGGAGGCACCACAUGGAGGACCGUUACUCCGCCGCCGUUGAUCUUCGUGGUGAACCAAAACAGGCCUUUUUCGGGAUAUUUGAUGGGCAUGGGGGCACAAAGGCUUCGGAAUUCGCUGCACACAACUUGGAAAAGAAUGUGUUGGAUGAGGUGGUUAGAAGAGAUGAAAGUGACAUCAAGGAGGCAGUGAAGCAUGGGUAUCUCAACACAGAUUCUGAAUUCUUGAAAGAGGAUCUUCAUGGUGGUUCAUGCUGUGUGACAGCGUUGAUUAGGAAUGGUAACCUUGUUGUGUCCAAUGCUGGUGAUUGUCGUGCUGUCAUUAGCAGAGGUGGUGUGGCUGAAGCCCUCACAUCUGAUCACAAACCUUCAAGGAAAGAUGAAAAGGACAGAAUUGAGACUCAGGGUGGUUAUGUUGAUGUGUGCCGUGGUGUUUGGAGGAUCCAAGGGUCAUUGGCUGUUUCUAGGGGAAUUGGAGAUAGAAACCUGAAACAAUGGGUGAUCGCUGAACCUGAGACCAAAGUUCUCAAAAUUGAACCGCAGCAUGACUUGUUGAUCUUGGCUUCAGAUGGGUUAUGGGAAAAGGUUAGCAACCAGGAAGCAGUGGAUAUUGCUCGAGUAGGGAACAAUAGACAGCAACCGUUGCUGGCUUGUAAAAAGCUGGUAGAAUUAUCUGUGUCACGAGGCUCUGUUGAUGAUAUAAGUGUUAUGAUUAUCAAAUUGCAAAACUAUGUUUGAAGUCUCAUUGGUGCAAGAAGAAAGGUUGGGAGGGUAUUGGCAUGGGGCCUCCACCUAUUUUUUUCAUAUUCUUAGCCUUCAGAUGUAGAAUCAGUCAGAAGAUUAUGAAUGUGAGCAUGGUUAAUGGAAAGAAUUGAAGCUGCUGAAAUUAAUUAAGUUUACUUAAAUUUUAAUCUGUAAUAUAUAUAUAUAUAUAUAUAUAUAUACAUCCGACGAAUGACAUCGUUUCGUUGAAGAUAUUAAUUAGCACUAACUUUAAGUAAUUUUUUGGUAGAAUGAUCUUGAUCUAAUGGGCAUCUUUUUUGGGUGUAAAGAAGGGUUGUAUUUGUAUUCUAAUUCUAAUGCAAACUAUAUAUCUCAUAUGUUGUAACAAGUGUUAAUUUAUUGUGUAUAAUUCAUAUUUUAAGUUCAAGUU
This is a messenger RNA of Cajanus cajan (pigeon pea), 1555 nucleotides long. RefSeq names its product putative protein phosphatase 2C 25. The record is from RefSeq and is a predicted model, not a curated record. Lineage: Eukaryota; Viridiplantae; Streptophyta; Magnoliopsida; Fabales; Fabaceae. Gene Ontology annotation, biological process: protein dephosphorylation. Gene Ontology annotation, molecular function: protein serine/threonine phosphatase activity; cation binding.